AUGCUUUCAUCUACCUCGAUACAGGCAGCGCUACUCGCAUGCCUUGCGGCUACCACGCUUGCCGUGCCCACUAGUCUUGCCAAUUCGGGCCCUACUGUUGCUGACCCUUUGGUAAAGCGAGACAGCUGGUGUAUAUCUUGGUACGAAGACGUUGGCUGUACGAGUCCCCUCGGCACGCAAUGUGGCGGGGAGAACAGUGAGCCUCAGCCGUGCACUACUAUCGGGUUCAAUGACGAAACGACGGUAAAAUCAAUUGAUUGGCAGCCAGUUCCAGGAUCAUUCCUGGCUUUAAGCGAAGGAGAUCAAUGCGCUUCGAGUUUUCCCCUGCAGUUGUUCUCUGAUCAAGACAAUGGAUGCCAGGCCAUUUUGUAUGACAUGAAGUACUUUUCGGUUAGCAAAAAUUAG
Messenger RNA from Alternaria arborescens, 405 nucleotides. RefSeq lists its product as hypothetical. NCBI's taxonomy places the organism in Eukaryota, Fungi, Ascomycota, Dothideomycetes, Pleosporales, Pleosporaceae. The transcript is spliced from 2 exons. Bases 1 to 405 code for a protein of 134 amino acids. The record is from RefSeq and is a predicted model, not a curated record.